Molecule: messenger RNA, 4393 nt
Organism: Dama dama (fallow deer)
Lineage: Eukaryota; Metazoa; Chordata; Mammalia; Artiodactyla; Cervidae
Gene: CDC27
Product: cell division cycle 27
Exons: 19
Coding region: 133-2628 (831 amino acids)
Biological process (GO): cell division
Molecular function (GO): protein binding
Source: RefSeq, a predicted model, not a curated record
UCGGCUCUCGCUCGGCCUCCCCCAUCCCCCGGUAACGGUCGCUGGUGAGUUUAAAUGAGCCGGGGCUGGCCGGGCCAGAGUCGCUACGGGGGGGGCCUGAGGCACUGCAGAAAGUGGGCCUGAACCUCCAGGAUGACGGUGCUGCAGGAACCCGUCCAGGCUGCUAUAUGGCAAGCACUAAACCACUAUGCUUACAGAGAUGCAGUUUUCCUAGCAGAGCGACUGUAUGCAGAAGUACACUCAGAAGAAGCCUUGUUUUUACUGGCAACCUGUUAUUACCGCUCAGGAAAAGCAUAUAAAGCAUAUAGGCUUUUGAAAGGACACAGUUGUACUACACCGCAAUGUAAAUACCUGCUUGCAAAAUGUUGUGUUGAUCUCAGCAAGCUUGCAGAAGGGGAACAGAUCUUAUCUGGUGGAGUGUUUAACAAGCAGAAAAGCCAUGAUGAUAUUGUUACUGAGUUUGGUGAUUCAGCUUGCUUUACUCUUUCAUUGUUGGGACAUGUAUAUUGCAAGACAGAUCGGCUUGCCAAAGGAUCAGAAUGUUACCAAAAGAGCCUUAGUUUAAAUCCUUUCCUCUGGUCCCCCUUUGAAUCAUUAUGUGAAAUAGGUGAAAAGCCAGAUCCUGACCAAACAUUUAAAUUAACAUCUUUACAGAACUUUAGCAGCUGUCUGCCCAACUCUUGCACAACACUAGUAUCUAAUCAUAGUUUAUCUCACAGACAGCCUGAGACAGUUCUUACAGAAACACCCCAGGACACAAUUGAAUUAAACAGACUGAAUUUAGAAUCUUCCAAUUCAAAGUACUCAUUGAAUACAGAUUCUUCAGUGUCUUAUAUUGAUUCGGCUGUAAUUUCACCAGAUACUGUCCCUCUUGGAACAGGAACUUCCAUAUUAUCUAAACAGGUUCAAAAUAAACCAAAAACUGGUCGAAGUUUAUUAGGAGGACCAGCUGCUCUUAGCCCAUUAACCCCAAGUUUUGGGAUUUUGCCAUUAGAAACCCCAAGUCCUGGAGAUGGAUCCUAUUUACAAAACUACACUAAUACAUCUUCUGUAAUUGACGUGCCACCCACCGGAGCCCCUUCAAAAAAGACUUUUUGUGUUUUACAGUCUGUUGCCAGAAUCGGCCAAGCUGGAACAAAGUCUGUCUUCUCACAGAGUGGAAACAGUCGAGAGGUAACUCCAGUUCUUGUUGCACAGACACAAAGCUCUGGCCCGCAAACGAGUACAACACCUCAGGUAUUGAGCCCCACUAUCACAUCUCCCCCAAAUGCACUGCCUCGAAGAAGUUCACGACUUUUUACUAGUGACAGCUCUACAACCAAGGAGAAUAGCAAAAAAUUAAAAAUGAAGUUUCCACCUAAAAUCCCAAAUAGAAAAACAAAAAGUAAAACUAAUAAAGGAGGAAUAACUCAACCUAACAUAAAUGAUAGCCUGGAAAUCACAAAAUUAGAUUCUUCAAUCAUUUCAGAAGGAAAAAUCUCUACAAUUACACCUCAGAUCCAGGCAUUUAAUCUACAGAAAGCAGCAGCAGAAGGUUUGAUGAGCCUUCUUCGUGAAAUGGGGAAAGGUUAUUUAGCUUUGUGUUCAUACAACUGCAAAGAAGCUAUUAAUAUCUUGAGCCACCUACCUUCUCACCACUACAAUACUGGUUGGGUGCUGUGCCAAAUUGGAAGGGCCUAUUUCGAACUUUCAGAGUACAUGCAAGCUGAAAGAAUAUUCUCAGAAGUUAGGAGAAUUGAAAAUUACAGAGUCGAAGGCAUGGAGAUCUACUCUACAACACUUUGGCAUCUUCAAAAGGAUGUUGCUCUUUCAGUUCUUUCAAAAGACUUAACAGAUAUGGAUAAAAAUUCACCAGAGGCCUGGUGUGCUGCAGGGAACUGUUUCAGUUUGCAGCGGGAACAUGAUAUUGCAAUUAAAUUCUUCCAGAGAGCUAUCCAGGUUGAUCCAAAUUAUGCUUAUGCCUAUACUCUAUUAGGGCAUGAGUUUGUGUUAACUGAAGAAUUAGACAAAGCAUUAGCUUGUUUUCGAAAUGCUAUCAGAGUCAAUCCUAGACAUUAUAAUGCAUGGUAUGGUUUAGGAAUGAUUUAUUACAAGCAAGAAAAAUUCAGCCUUGCAGAAAUGCAUUUCCAGAAAGCACUUGACAUCAACCCUCAAAGUUCAGUUUUGCUUUGCCACAUUGGAGUAGUUCAGCAUGCACUGAAAAAAUCUGAGAAGGCUUUGGAUACCCUAAACAAAGCCAUUGUUAUUGAUCCUAAGAAUCCUCUAUGCAAAUUUCACAGAGCCUCAGUUUUAUUUGCAAAUGAAAAGUAUAAGUCUGCUUUACAAGAACUUGAAGAAUUGAAACAAAUUGUUCCCAAAGAAUCCCUCGUUUACUUCUUAAUAGGAAAGGUUUACAAGAAGUUAGGUCAAACGCACCUCGCCCUGAUGAAUUUCUCUUGGGCUAUGGAUUUAGAUCCUAAAGGAGCCAAUAACCAGAUUAAAGAGGCAAUUGAUAAACGCUACCUUCCAGAUGAUGAGGAGCCAAUAACCCAAGAAGAACAGAUUAUGGGAACAGAUGAAUCCCAGGAGAGCAGCAUGACCGAUGCGGAUGACACACAGCUUCAUGCAGCUGAAAGUGAUGAAUUUUAACUUCUGGAAAUGAGACCUUUGCAACUGGAUGUGUGACUUGUGCUGACCUGUUUCUUGUCCUUCCAUAUACUGAGUCUUCACUCUUGAGCCAGCAGUGUCAUCAUCCAUCACUUAUAUCCUGAGUGUGCCACUUUCAUUGGACCCUGACUGUACACAGAAUGAAAGGCAGUGCAAUAUUUAGCUGCUAACAAGACUGGCUCUUUCACCAGUAUGAAUGACAGUUUAGAGGGGAUAGGGUGGGAAACUUUCUUUUUCUUUCUUUUUUUUUUUCUUUAAUCUCCCUUUGUUGGAAAGCUAUCAUGGAAGGAAGAGUUAUGUUUUAUCCUGAAGGAACCAUUAGAUAUGGAAAAUAGUGAUGAACCAGAAUCUCUUGGUCGUUUUUCCAAAAAUUUGUUUUUACUUGGUUCUGUUCCUGAUAAACAAAGUGACUGACCUUCAUUUCUAGGUUCUUCAAGAAUGGUGUUAGCAAGUGCCAGAUGGAACAAUAAAAGACAUUGCCUAUAACAGAGUAACCUGAUUGCCAAGGAAUGUAAAUUACCUUAAACUUCAGUGUCUCCCAUAAACAAAUAUAAUGAGCAUACAGGGACUCAUAUGUAGGAAUCAAUAUCCCUCCAUACAGUGUACACUUAUUCUUGGCAAGAAUACUUUAAUGUCUAACCAAGAAUUUUAAUUUAUUCAUCUUGCCUCAAAGUGUUGAUCAUUGUUAUCUUGGUAUUACAAACUUUAAAAUUGAUCCUUAACAUUUUUCCUCUUCUCUUUGAGCUCUGUGGGAUCACCUUUAACAUUCAGAGAUAAUUGAGGGGUUGCCCACUGAAAAGCCAAAACAAGGCUCUUAAUAACAAUAUAAGUUUACCAGAAGAAUCAAAAUGAGAACACUAUAUGGAAAGACUUUAAGAGAUCAUGAUAGUGAAAGCCUUAAUACAAUCAGAAUCCUACCAUAACCUUGAAUUUAUAUUUGUUCAAGACAGGUAUCCCUUUGACUUUCCUUAAGUGUUUAAGCAAGGUGCAAGAAAGUGUGGUUACCUUUGGUGAGGUCAUUUCCAUUCUUUUCUGCUCUCUGCUUCAGAUUAUUUCCAGUAGUGUGAGUCACCAAAACAUGUACUGGGAGUGAUUGGGUUUAGAAUAUUAGAAAUGUUUAGCUGCAAAAAUAAAAACAAAAAACCACCUACUCUUAUGAAGGAGACAAGUUCUCUCUUGAGUUUAUCAUAAUAUAGAUUGAUGUCUUUGGGGAAUGACCACAAUUUUAAAGAUCUAAUUAUGCAUAAUAAAAUGGGAAUUAUUGGAAUUUCACAGUAAUUGAUUUAAAGUUUUAAAUUGUGUAUCUCCUUUAUUGUAAUGUUUGAAAUUUUUAGAGAAACUUUAGUUGUUAACAUUUUAUUAAGUGCCAAUGUCAGAAUAUAACAAAUUUAUAGUUUCUUACAAAUGACAGGCCUACAGUUAUUGUUGUGGAUUAUUUGAUGAAGGACGAACUUAAUCUACUGGUUACCUGUAUUUUGUUAGUCAAGCUGUGAAAAUAAGGUGGAUUACAGAAGAUGUGGAGAAAUUUUAGCCCGUAGUCUCAGUAAUUUUCUAUCAUUUACUAUUAAUCUGCUUAUUUGAAUAUGGAUUAAUUGCAUUAUAAACUAAUUCAAGUCAGAGUGUUAGGUUGGGUAUUGGGGUGCCAGAGAGGUAUUUAACAAAAUUUCCUACCUAAAUCUGUUUAUGUGCUGCCUAAAAAAAUAAUUUAUAAGAAAAAGGACUAAACAAAAAAAAAAAAAAAGAAAAA